UAUUUAAUUUUCCAACACACAUUUGCUUUUCUUUUGGCUUAAGCGCAGUUAAGUCGCAGGAACUGUUAACUCUUCCUAAGUAAAAAUGCUUCCUAGGAGAGAGAAAAGGAAAAAGGAAAAGGGGACAACACACGGAAAAAACGAGGACAACCUAUUCGCCAAAGGACAGGUUUUGUACCGCACCACCUUCUUCUAAAACUGCAGAUUUCCAGAAAGCCGAUUUCAAACAAAACGGGAGGAAUGGAUAAAUUCCAACUCUCCAAGCGCUGCAGACCAUCCGGAAGCAAAUGCUGGCGGCCUUGGGGAACGAUCGAAACGAGUAGCAGCAGCAAGGCUCUCUUCGUCCCAUUCAUUGACACUUGAUAGUACUUCCACGCCACUCACCUUCGUUCUAGCUGAGCGCAAAUCACACCAGGGAAGCUGGAGGGAGUCGGACACACACCCACACCCACACCCACACCCACACCCACACCCUUGGCCCCAGAGCUGUAAAGCGCAGUCCACGGAAUCAGGGGGAGGCCGAAACCCGGGAGUCGCUGGAAAAUCUCACUGCAAAAUCUCCCCGCUUUGAGGCUGGAACCGAGAAGAACGCCACAGGACAAAGCAGGGGAAGAGGGGGCACCUCCCCCUUACCUUGAUGGCUUUCUCCAUGUCGCUUUCCUCCGACAUGCUCCGUGAGGCCCCCGCAGCCGCGAAAGGCGGAGGCUGCUCAGCCGCCCUGACCCCGCGAGGCCGAGGGAGCAAAGGGCUCGGCACUCCGGCCCCUGGGCCUCGGGGCGACGGGCAGCAGCCGCCCCUGGGGACCGGUGGGGAUGAGGGCCCUGGUGCCGGCUCUGCUUCGGCGGGUGGCUCUAAGCUGGCGGCAGCAGCAGCGGCGGAGGCGGCGGCCCCUGGGGACAAGCCUUUGUGCUGGGCCCCGUGAGGCCGCCUCCUAGCCUCAUCCCCGGCAGGGGAGGCAGGCUCCCGGGGUAGGGCGAGGCGGGGAGGGCCUCGACCUGUGGCGCUGUGCAGGGGCCUCGCGGGGCCGCCGCUUAGGCCCGGGCUCGCCAGGUCCUAAGGAGGAGCCUGCGCCUCCGCCUCCGCCGCCUGCACCGCAGCGAAGCCGAAGCCGAAGCAGAGCUCGCCGCCGCUGCUCCCGCCACCGCUUCAGCGCCACACAUCGCCGGGACACCCGCGCCGGGCAGCCCCGCCGGCCGCCCUCACGCACGCGCUGUGUCCCGCGGGAGCUCCGGGCCGCCCUUCCUGUCGCCCAGCUUCGUGACUCCACGGCCCCACGCGCCCCUCGCUGCCUUCCGCUGGGGCUUCCGAGCCGCCCCCUAGCCGUGCACCCGACUUGCAGGCGCUGGCCUGGGCCUCCCUAAGACGCGCCGCAUAUAGGGCUGGCCCCCGGGCCUUCCGCGGCGGAGGCGCUGCACUAAUGACGUCAUGGGCGACCGGACUGGGCUGGGCCACCGGAGGUCGCUCCCGGACACGCUUGAGUGCGCAUGCGUUGGGGCCUCAGCCUUUAUCCUAGCUGCGGAGAUUCACGCCUGGGAAGGGCUCUUCGGGAAGCGCUCUUCAGAAAGGGAGGUCGACCCAGGAAACAGAAGAGAGGACUGAAGCACGAGAGUCCUGCCGUAAGGAAGCAGGAUUGUGUAGAAUACAUAAUAGCAGUAGCAGCUCUGUUUACGGAGCAUUAACCUUAUGUGGAGUUCUUUGCAUUACCUGCUUUCAUCUUUACAGGGUAGCCAUUUGGCGUUUGUGUGUGAAUGUUCCCAUCCCUAGUUUGCAGAUUGGGUAAUUGAGGCUCAGAGAGCUGGACUAGUUUGUGCACAGCCGAGAAGUGGUCAAGCAUAGAAUGAGAACCCAGGUUUGCGCUCCCUACUCUCCACUGAUAACCUGUCAAAGGGCCUUGCAAGAGCUUUUGGCUAAUCGCCUCUCAAUGGUUUUUCAUUCACUUAUUAAUUGCACAUCAGUCUGUGCCAAAUAUACUAGACAUUGGAGAAACAGUAGGAACAAGACACGGUACGGGCUCAUGGAUCUUUCAGGAAAAGGAAGUAGGAAAGCCCGAGUCUGAUGCUAAGAAGAACAGAAACAGGGUGCUGAGUGGAAAGUGAGCAGAAGAGGUGCGCGCAGUUUCCAGGCCUGGCCCAUACAGACCUCCAACAGGUGUUCGCCUAUGCUCUUACUCCUUCUGCCAACUGGAAGCAGAUGGUGAUCAGGCUCUGGAGAAGGCAAGGCCUGAAGAUGGGAGAUUCCUGAGUGGAGGAGAACUGUGCCUUACUGACCUGAAUAUCAACUCAUUAUUGUUAUGUGGGAAUAAACAAACUUGUGCUGACCUUUUA
Messenger RNA from Sapajus apella (tufted capuchin), 2324 nucleotides. RefSeq lists its product as uncharacterized. The record is from RefSeq and is a predicted model, not a curated record. The transcript has 2 exons. Lineage: Eukaryota; Metazoa; Chordata; Mammalia; Primates; Cebidae.